This is a messenger RNA of Cercospora beticola, 1425 nucleotides long. Its product is annotated as dihydroneopterin aldolase. The record is from RefSeq and is a predicted model, not a curated record. NCBI's taxonomy places the organism in Eukaryota, Fungi, Ascomycota, Dothideomycetes, Mycosphaerellales, Mycosphaerellaceae. Gene Ontology annotation, molecular function: dihydroneopterin aldolase activity. Gene Ontology annotation, biological process: folic acid-containing compound metabolic process.
GAUUCCGACCACUUGACCAAACUAAGGUACUGUCGAAGCUCGUGUAACACAAUCUGUACGAAAAUUUCCAAUUAUUGCAAGACUUCAGAAACCACUUCCUCGUCUCGCUUCAAGCAAAGCGGGCAAGAAGCCUGAGGCGAAAUCCAAUAGUGGAUCUCACUCCAUCAUUCUCCGAUUCUUCCCCUCAACACACCAGGUAAGCUGACACGAGUCGUCACCUCGCUCUUUGACGACAGCUCGUACCUUGCAUGAGCUUUCCACCACACCAAGUCAACGGAACGAAGCACAAAGACGCCCACCUUCAUACGCCAAGAAGCGAUUCAGUGAGCACGAUCUUUCAGGCGAAUCAUCAAGUCAAGCACAAGAUGGCCUCAGCCGAACAUACAAACGCCUCUCAAGACAAGAUCGAAAUUCAAGGCCUCCAAUUGCCAUCUCCCAUCCUCACACCAGAUGUCUGGGGGAAUCAAAAAGAGCAACCCGCGACAUUAAAUGUAAAAUUGCUCUUACAUUCCACUUUUCAAAGUGCAUCGGAGAAAGACAAAUUGGACGAUAGCACGAUUCAUUACGGGAAUUUGGCCAAAGCAAUUCGAUCAAACUCUACAUCUUCACACACAGUAGAAGAUGUACUGUCAGGGACGGAGCAAGCAAUUCAUCAGCUAGCAUUGAAAGGCGAGGGGAAGUUCGUUGUGAAGGAGAGUGUGGUAGAAGUACAUUUGCCAAAGGGGAGUAUGCUGGGAAGUGGGGCUGUGGUUUCGAGGAGGACAACGUGGAAUCAGAACGGAGAGAAGCAGCAAGUCCAGGAAGGAUUCGAGGCGAGAGAUGUAGGGAUCCCAACCUUGAUCGGGGUGAACGCGUACGAGCGGGGUCUGAAGCAGCCACUCGUCGUCACUUUUGGGUUAGAGUGGCGGACAGAAGAUCAACAGAGUCAGCAGAAGGAGGGUUUGUUUGCGCUGGAGAAGGAGGUCGUCAAUAUCGUGCAGGAAACCGCGUACGAGACGUUGGAGACGCUGGUCGAAUAUGUGUACGCUCAGCUUCUGCGGAAACAGCCGCAGGCUCUAUCGCCAGGUUCAAGAUUCCGGCUGCGGAUCGAGAAGCCGAGGGCAAUUGCUUUUGCGGAUGCCCCGAUCAUUGAGAUUGUGAGAACUGUGCCUACUGAACAGGCGGCGCAGAGUAGCGUAUCCUCGCAUGAUGCACUUUCUGUGACUCUGGCGGGAUUGAGCGUUGUGAAGCCAUACUCAGGUUGAGGCUUGGAGGCAGACGGCAGGGCUGUGAAGUGGACGUAGGGCUGCGAAAAUUGAAGGAUCCUUGAAGCAGAUUCCUCAUUGCUCAAAGGGACGAUGUUCCUUGUGCAAUGAGACAACGCAUUUUUUCAAAGUAACGCGGAGCGUGCUCCGUCGAGGCCCGCUGCUAGUCGUAGUGACCCAC